AGACACUUUUACCCCUGGGCACCUCCCCAGCACAUUAAUACCCCCCUCACUAACACAGCGCUGACAGUCCCACCCCUGCUUCAUAGAGAGGGCUCAGUCUACGAGGGUCAGGUAUCACAGAAACCGCCAAGAUGGGUGAAGAUGACAAGAAAUCCAAGCUCUCCAAUACUCGCAAAACCCACCUGAAGAGCUUGAUGCUCCAGGUGGCCAAAACUGCACUUGAGAAAGAAGAAGCUGAUAUUGCCGCAGAGAAGGAAGCCUACCUGAGUGAGCACUGCCCACCCCUGAGCCUGCCAAGCAAUUUGGCAGAUCUCCAGGAGUUCUGCAAGAAGAUGCAUGCCAAAAUUGAUGUGGUUGAUGAGGAGAGAUAUGACACAGAAGUCAAAGUCCAGAAGAGCACAAAGGAGCUGGAAGACUUGAACCAGAAGAUGUUUGAUCUGCGUGGCAAGUUCAAGAGGCCCGCCCUUAAACGUGUCCGCAUGUCAGCUGAUGCUAUGCUGCGUGCUCUGCUUGGCUCCAAGCACAAGGUCAACAUGGAACUCCGUGCCAACCUCAAACAGGUCAAGAAGGAAGACACUGACAAGGAGAAGGAUCUCCGUGAUGUUGGUGACUGGCGUAAGAACAUUGAGGAGAAAUCUGGCAUGGAAGGCAGGAAGAAGAUGUUUGAAUCUGAGGCUUAAGCUCUUCUCCAAGACCACUGCCAUCUUAAACCCCUUAUCUUACAGAGACUACCAACAUAACUUAACUUUUCUGUUAACUAGGGGGUAAAUUCCUCUGCUGCUCACUCUCCUGCAGCAAAGGGGAUACUGAAGUCUUACCUCCUCCCCACUCCUGGAUAUUUCACCACUCCACUUUAUACCCUUGUAGAAGGUCUUAAAGAAUGUUAUGGACUCAAGGAGGGGCUCAAAUUUCUGGGUCCCCUCUAUAUUGGCUUUGCAGCAGUUGUGUUAUGCGGACGUGAAAACAUAAACUUGUAAAUAAAGCUUGUGACAUCCCUUAAAGUUGGUGAUACCUGAUCUGGAGGUGACGUCACGUUCCUUUCUUCUA
Xenopus laevis (African clawed frog) is the source of this 1047-nucleotide messenger RNA. It is a transcript of the gene tnni2.L, whose product is annotated as troponin I2, fast skeletal type L homeolog. Gene Ontology annotation, cellular component: troponin complex. The transcript has 8 exons. NCBI's taxonomy places the organism in Eukaryota, Metazoa, Chordata, Amphibia, Anura, Pipidae. The record is from RefSeq and is a predicted model, not a curated record. Bases 132 to 680 code for a protein of 182 amino acids. Gene Ontology annotation, biological process: cardiac muscle contraction; muscle contraction; skeletal muscle contraction.